Phalacrocorax carbo (great cormorant) is the source of this 549-nucleotide messenger RNA. The record is from RefSeq and is a predicted model, not a curated record. NCBI's taxonomy places the organism in Eukaryota, Metazoa, Chordata, Aves, Suliformes, Phalacrocoracidae.
CAGCUGGGCGUGCAGGAAGACGCCCACGAGUUCCUCCGCCUUGCUGUCGAUGCCAUGCAGAGCGCUUGCCUGAGCGGAAGCAGCGACUUGGACAUCUCUUCCCAAUCGACUACCGUCGUCCAUCAAAUCUUUGGGGGCUGUCUGAGAUCCAGAGUCACGUGCUUGAGCUGCAAGGCAGUUUCCAGUUCCUACGAGGCCUUCCUGGACGUUCCUUUGGACGUGAAAGCAGCCUCUUCUGUCACCGAUGCUCUGGAGGGCUUUGUCCGACCUGAGCGGCUGGAGGGCGAAAACUGCUAUCGGUGUAGCCAGUGUGAGAGGAUGGUCGCCGCCUCCAAGAGGUUUACAAUCCAUCGCGCGCCCAUGGUUCUCACGGUGUGCCUGAAAAGGUUUGACGAUUUCACCGGCGGGAAGAUCAGCAAGGUUGUGGAGUACCCCGAGUACUUGGACCUUCGCCCGUACACGUCUCACGCAGCUGGGGAGCCCCUCCUCUACUCCUUAUAUGCUGUCGUGGUGCACCGCGGUCCCAGCUGUUAUCACGGACACUAUUUC